This is a messenger RNA of Anopheles nili, 1234 nucleotides long. It is a transcript of the gene BORCS6, whose product is annotated as BLOC-1-related complex subunit 6. The record is from RefSeq and is a predicted model, not a curated record. The coding region runs from base 1 to 924 and encodes 307 amino acids. The transcript has 3 exons. Gene Ontology annotation, cellular component: BORC complex. Gene Ontology annotation, biological process: lysosome localization. Lineage: Eukaryota; Metazoa; Arthropoda; Insecta; Diptera; Culicidae.
AUGGACGAACAAGGUCCAAGCAGAAGAAAUCCAUUCACCGUAACGGGCCAACAUGGUGACGAUCGUCCAGACGCAGGAGAAGACUCCGAAGGCCAUGAGAACGAAGUAGAAAUGCUGGGUGAGGAGUUGCCAUCGGCGAUGACGGAAUCGUACAGCGAAAUCGCGUACACGCACAACCUCUUCCCGGGUGCGGCAGCUGAAGAGACAGAUGGUGGCACCAGCAACGGCAACCAGCCAGACGGAUCGUCCUCAUCUUCCUCUUCGUCACAAACGAGAAAACGACCCGAUUCUUUAGUGUGCGAUGGACGCAAAGCCUCGUUCCCGUACAAUCUUGAGGGCACGGUACGAGUAGACGGUAACAUGACACAUUUCGUGGCGGAAAACCUGGAGUACAAAAUUAAGCUUGCUAGUCCGGUGACGGUGACGCGUAAGGAUUCGUGUAAUCUUUCCAGCUCGCGCCAGAGCACUCCAUCCGCGGCCACCGGUGGGCUUAGUGUAGCACCCGGAACAAGCGGUGCAAGUCUUGCUCUACCCGGAAGCAGUGGCGGUACUUAUGGUCGGGGAGCCUUGGGGUAUGGAGGUGCGAUGGCAGGCCACCAUACGACCUCCUCGUCAUCCGUCGAUCCUAACGUGUUAAAUGAAAUUGAACGCGAAGCACAGGCACUGGCAGCGUCCGUUGAUAAUCUGUCGGAAAGCUUAUGCAGCGUCCUGCACUCGAUCUCCUCGAUCACCGCGGAUAACGUGGAAAUUUACAAAAACUCCGUCACCAAGCUGACGGACUGUAUGGACGGAAAUAUUAAGUGCAUGUACACGAUAAUGGCCAAAGCAGAAGAGAUUUCCAAAACGAUCAAACCGGCGGAAGCGCUUGCCGUAAGGAUACGUGAAAUUAAAAGGCUAGUUGACAUGCUCGAAAGCAACCUGUGAGUAAGUCGUCCAAACAUUCACACGAUUUCCGCGAAACUAAACGCAGGAAUUAGGACCAUUCCGAUGGCGAUUGCUGACGCUCGUGAGAAUAUUCCAAUGGCUUUAAAAGGUGCAAACAAAUGUGUUGAAUGUGCACUAGAGAUUUAUCGUACCGACACGGUCACCAUUGCCACGCAACGUAAAAAUCCCUCCGUGCUAUUAUUUUAAUCCACCAACCGUUACGCUCGCUUGAGGCGAAUAAGUAUUUAGUUAGUUUACGUUUAGCCUUUUAGUUAUUGAGACCUAGUUGUUGCCCUCUUGUGUGGAAACA